AUGUUUAAAUUUACAACCAUAAAUCAUAUAAAUAAUGAUACUUCAAGACCGUUAAUUAAUUUGACUACUAAAAAUGGAAGUAGGUUUUUAUUUGGGAAAGUACCAGAAGGUUCACAAAGAAUUAUAAACUCAAUAACUUCAGAUUUAAAAUUCACGAAAUUAGAAGGUUUGUUCAUUACUGGUUCAAUUUUUUCAUGGUCUGAUAUUGGUGGAUUACCUGGUUUGUUCUUGACUAUUUCCGAUGCAACAAAGAAAAAUUUCAACGUGUUUGGUAAUUCUAAAUUAUUAAACUUUAUUGUAUGUACUUGGAGAUAUUUCGUUUUUCGUCUAGGUAUAAAACUAAACAUUUAUGAUACGGAUGAACCUAUAAAGAAUGAAGAAUUCAUUGUCUAUCCGAUCAAAAUAAAACCAAACAAGACAAAUUUGAAUUCUGAUGUUUCAUUUGCUAAUAAAUUAUCUAUUCAGGUUAAAAAAUUAGCAUCUUUGAUGUUUCCAUUAGAUACUUCAGAAGUGAACAGUAUGGAUUUAGAUUCUUAUAAGAAAGAUACUUCAAAGAAUGACAUACAGACACAUGUUGAAUUACCAAAAGCUUCACAAAUUGUAAAUACUCAAGAUUCUUAUAAUUAUAUAAUUGAUUUUGUUCCAAUUAGGGGGAAAUUCGAUGUUCAAAAGGCAAUAAGUUUAGGAGUUCAACCUGGACCAUUAUUUAAACAAUUAACAGAAGGAAAACCAGUAUUAAAUAAAGAAGGUGUCGAAAUUUUACCUGAUCAAGUAAUUGGACAAAGUAAAUCAUUUCCAAAGGUUCUAAUUGUGGAUAUACCAAAUGAGGCUUAUUUUGAAAAUACAAUAAAUUCAAUAGAAUUAGUACAAGAUGGAAUUGGAUUGGUUUAUCAUUUUCUUGGAGAUGAUGUCAAUUUUAACUUACAAGAAUAUAAAGAAAAAUUCAUCUCCAGGUUUUCAAAUUCUACCAACCAUGUCAUCAGUCAUAAAUCAAUAUCAAACAAUGUUAUAAUUAAUGAAAAAUUUAUAUCUAAUUUAAUCCAAUUGAAAUCUUUAAUGAAUGAAAAUUUCAAUUUUAUAAACCUGGAAGAAUUUAAAGAAUUCAAUAGUGACAAUAUUUCAUCGUUACAUACUUUACAACAAUUUAUAAUUAAUGAUACUGGAGUAAACACAGAUUUUAAAAAUGUAGCAAAAGCAACUAAUAAAUCAAUUUGUGAAAAUGAAGUACAACCAUUAAAUAUUCCAGAAUCAAUCUCAUAUGAAACAAUGAAUGAAACUCCAUUAUUUAACUUAUAUCCAGAAAGUACAAACUCAUUAACUGAUUUAAUUCAUGUAUGUACUUUAGGUACUGGAUCAGCAUUACCUUCAAUUCAUAGAAAUGUCAUAUCAACAUUAAUUAGAAUACCUCAUAAAUCAAAGAACGGUGAUAUUUCAUAUAAAGCAAUAUUAUUAGAUGGUGGAGAGAAUACUAUUGGUUCAUUAUUACGUAAUUUCGGACAUAACAAUAAUGAAAAUUUCAAUAAUAUAUUCAAAGAAUUGUCAUUAAUUUAUUUAUCUCAUUUGCAUGCCGAUCAUCACUUGGGAUUAGUUUCAAUAAUCAACAAAUGGUUCGAUAUGAACUCAGAAAACGAUUCUAAGUUGUAUCUUAUUGUCCCUUGGCAAUUUGAAACUUUUUUAAAUGAUUGGUAUUCUCUUGAAGGUCAAUAUCAUCCAUUUUUCAAUUGGCAACGGUUAGAAUUUUUCGGUUGUGAGUCGUUUUUAGUUGAGACUAGAUUACCUGAAUAUCGUAAAAUUUCGUUAGAUGAAUUUGAACAUAAAUUUGAUAACUCAAACACAAACAAUUUGAAAAUAAUACGGAAGGAUAUAGGUAAAGUGGAUAAAAAUGGAAUUAAAUCAAUGUUUAAUGAUUUGAAUUUAAUUGAUGUUGGUACAAUUCGAGCUAUUCAUUGUCCUUGGGCAUAUUCAGUAACUUUCAAUUUCAAAUUGGAUUCUAAAACGGAGGAAAGUUUCAAAGUUUCUUAUUCUGGAGAUACUAGACCAAAUCCAAAUUUUGUCAAAAUUGGACUUAAUUCAGAUUUAUUAAUUCAUGAAGCAUCAUUGGAUUCAAAUUGGAUAGAAGAAGCAAUUAAUAAAAAACAUACUACAAUGCUAGAAGCACUACAAAUUUGUAAAUUAUUAAAAUGUAAAAAAUUGUUAUUGACUCAUUUUAGUACUCGUUAUGGAAACUCAAAUAAUUGUAUAUUUAGAAAUGAAUUACCUGAAAAAGUCAAAGAAUUGAAAAAUUAUUUAAAUACCGAUGAGGCUGAAGUUUAUAAUGUAUUUAAUGAUGAUAAUGAUUUUAAUUAUGAUAUAACUAUGGUAUAUGCUUACGAUUUAAUGAAUGUUAGAAUGGGCCAGGAUUUUAAAAAUCAAGAAUCAAAAUGGAAAAUAUUAAAUGAUAUUUUUGAAAUUAGUGCUACUAUAAAUGAAGACAAGAUAAAUCUUAAGAAAGAACAAAAAAGAAAUGAAAGAGUAGCAUUAAUGAGUAAGAAGAAACGUAGAAUUAGUCCUGUUAUAGAUAAUUAA
Insectozyma verbasci is the source of this 2565-nucleotide messenger RNA. NCBI's taxonomy places the organism in Eukaryota, Fungi, Ascomycota, Pichiomycetes, Serinales, Debaryomycetaceae. The record is from the annotation of a GenBank genome assembly.